Musca vetustissima is the source of this 3358-nucleotide messenger RNA. RefSeq lists its product as uncharacterized. The record is from RefSeq and is a predicted model, not a curated record. Lineage: Eukaryota; Metazoa; Arthropoda; Insecta; Diptera; Muscidae. The transcript has 8 exons. Gene Ontology annotation, molecular function: zinc ion binding. Gene Ontology annotation, cellular component: nucleus. Bases 1 to 3342 code for a protein of 1113 amino acids.
AUGGAUACAGCAACAGCAGUAGCAGCAGCAACUACAACGACGACAACAAAAACGUCAUUGUCGUCGACAUCACCAUCGUCAUCAUUAUCGUCGCCAACACCACCAAUACCAACAACAACAACAACAGCUGCAGCGACAGCAAAUGUUCAAUUAUGUCGCAUUUGCAUCUCAUCGAAUGUGAAUUGCAGCACUCAAAUGAUUUCGAUAUUUGGCGAAGAUUCAUUAUGGCGAAAAAUUACAACAUUGGCCAAUGUUCAGAUCGAACGCGGUGAUACCCUGCCACAACAAGUUUGUGUUACAUGUGCCAAAAACACCAUAUCCGCCUGCCUCUUCAAAAAGAAAUGUGAGGAUGCGGAUAAUUUCUUUCGGCAGCAAUUACUUCUGAGUAAAAAUGAUGACAAACAACAACCACAUCACAGACAAAUCAAUGGCCAACAUAGAAAUGAUAUCGGUUAUCAAGUCCCAGACAAUCAAACUCACGAUGAGGAAGAGGAUGAAGAAGAUGACGACGAUGAUCAUCAUGAAAAUGCCAUGAUGAAAGCCGCUCUCAACAAUAAUGGCCAAAAACAGCCGACAUUCGAUUUUAAUUCCAUACGCCUGAUGCACGAAUAUAUGCAACAACAUUUGAGUAAAUUUAAUGGAAUGCAAAGUCAUCACCAGUCUGCAGCAGGUGGUGGUGGCGGUAGUGAUGCAGAGGUCGGUGGUAAUGGCAGCGCCACAGAUUCCGAUGAUCAAGAUGAUGAAGAACAUUUACCGUUAAUACCUGAAAUUGAAUUGAUAACACCCAGUGAGGAGGCGGGGGGUAGUAAUGGUGGUAGUGGUGUGGGGCAGGAAGCAUCCGGAGAGGGUAAUUCUACGGUUGCUAUGCGUGGUUAUCAGUGUCCUCAUUGUUAUCAAAUAUUCGAAAUGCGUCAAGUCCUCAAGGCUCACAUGCAAAGUGUCCAUGGCACAGCGGGACCGGUGUAUGAGUGUACGAAUUGUAAGAAGACCUAUUUCUAUAAGAGAUUCCUGGAAAAGCAUAUACGUCGCGGACGUUGUGUUAAAAAGCGACGUAAUCAAACUCGCCCAAUGCAAUGUUCCGAUUGUAAUGUCCUCUUUCCCACUGGCCAUCAUUUGGGCUGGCACAAACGCACAGGCUGUCCAUCAAAGACAGCAAAAAUGCCCCUACAGCAGCUAUUCAAGCAGAAUAUUGUUCAGUACAAUAACUUUCCACGUCGCAUUGGAAUGCGUAAACCUGAGAAUGCCUUAUAUUUGCAUAACCGGAAGUUGAUGAUGGCCAAUAACAAACGUAAAGGACGUACUCGCAUCAAGUUGGACGCACGCAAAAUCGCCCUGGCCAAACAGUUGAUAUUACGCGAAGCCACAACAACGGUUAUAGCCAAUGAAUUGAAUAUCUCGCGCACCUUUGCCUGGCGUUUGCGUAAAAGUCUGGUCAACGGUGUCAGUCUACACGAACGUGUCAUAGAUCCACCCGAAGGUGAAGAAGGUGAUGAGGGUGGUGAUAACAAUGGUUAUGAUGUAAAUGUAAAUGAAUCAGCUGCCAAUGCUGCAACAACGGAUGCCGUAGAGAAUUUCGCACAUAAGUCUGAUAACUUUUUGAAUCAUCAUCCAUUCACUGAGCACAUUAAAUGUGAAAAUCCCGAUACUGAAGAUGAAAUGGAAGGCGAUGGUGGUAGUGGUGAUCAUAAUGAACUGCCCAAUGGUGAAGACCAAGAUUUACAACAGCAACAUCAUUUACAAAUGUUACAUGAAAAUCAACAACUCGACCAACAUACACAGGCAUUGAGGCAAGCGGCAGCAGUGGCUACAUCGGUCAUCCAAAGAGCCACAACUGCAGCAGCAACGGAACAAAAUUUAACUCAGCAACAACAGAAGGCCAUAGAACAAAAAUUUCAUAACACAAUAUCUGUAGUACAACAACAAAGACUUAUGGAAUUAAAUCCCAAUAAAGAAUACACUGUUCCGCAUCGUCAUCAUUCUGCGCAGCAGAGAAAAUCCGAUGAUGAUGAGGAUGAUGAUGGUACUGAGAGUAGACAGGAUAGUGAAAUGACUGAAGAUACUCAUCAUUAUCUUCAACAACAGCAACAACAAGAGACUGAUAUGAACAAAUGUGGUGUUAAUAGUCAACAGCAACAACAACAGAAAUAUUUAAAAACUAAUUCCCUAAAUAACAUACCCGAUCCCUUAGUUGCAGGAUCAAGUAGCAGUAAAAUGUCGCUAAUAUCACAGUUGACACCAGCAGUAGCUGCAGCCAUAAACCAAUUACCGGUUAAUUUAUCCAUACGGCCAAUAGCAUCAAUGCAGAAUAAUAAUGAAUCCCCAUCAAACGAUGCCACAACGAACAAUCCCAAAAAGAAACCACGCAAACCGAAUGUUUUCAUUGAUGAUGAAAAAUAUGCCAUGGCCAAAAUGUUGGUGGCCCAGAAUGCCUCAACCAUGGAAAUUGCAAAAGCAUUGAAUGUCUCACAAAUGACAGCUUGGAAACUGAGAGAUGCCAUUAUUAAAGGUGUGCCACUAUCAUAUCGAAAUCGUCGUGAUAUGCGUAUGACAUCGAUGUCCUCCGGCAGGGCGGAAGAAGAUGUUGCCAGUAGUAGUAGUAUGAUGCCAGCAGCGAUGAGUGAACCUAAUGAAACCAAUCAACGUGAAACAGAUGCUGAACGGCAACAGCAAGCCCUGUUGGUACAACAACAAUUGGAACAUCAACAAAAGUUACAGCAACAACAUUUACAACAACAGCAACAAAUACAGCAGCUAUUACAAAGGCAACAACAAUUACAACAGCAGCAACAACAAUUGGAACAGCAAAAACAAAAACGUUUACAGCAACAACAGCUCGAAGAACAACAGCAGCAGCAACAAUUACAACUUCAACAACAACAGCAGCAGCAACAACACGAACACAAAUCUUCAAACCCGAGACGUCGUCUUAAGGCAGCUGAACGUGAAAUUCGCGACAAAGAAAUUACACGAGAAAUCCUGGAACUUAUCAAAGAGGAUAGCAACAUACAAUAUUGGAAGGUAUCGGCCCGUCUGGCCGAAAAAGGUUAUGCCAUUUCACCCUCCUCGGUGUGUCAAAAAUUAAAAUCCAUGGGUAUACAUAGGCGCUGGAAGCCUGGUGAUAAGCCACCCCUGAUCGAUAUGGAACAUUUAAAGGCCACAGCGGCGACAACAGCAACAGCAUCCUCGGCAUUGGCUGCAAAUAAUAGUUUGGCAGCAGUUGCCACACUGGCAGCCGCAGCGGCUGCCGUUAAUGCACAAAAUGCCUCCUCAUCUGCUGAUGAAAGUUAUGAGCAGCAAUUCGAUAUGGGUGGCGCACAUUUUCUUAGUGCCUUUACACGUUAGGAAAAUAGAUUGAGGG